CAUGUUUGUAAAAUUACAUGUGAGUCCAUGAAUUUUAUAACUUUGCCCUUUUCACCUUAGUGGACAUUCCACAUGCUCUGUGCAGUGUUGAAAUAUAUAGUACAUAUAUAUGCCCAUAGUCUAUACAUACGAGUACACACGUGUGCCUUGUAUGUGGUAUACCAACUGUUCCUGGAACCAGGGGAGAACAUCGCCGUCCCCCUGAAACAUGAGUCAUGAGUCAUGUGUGGUCAAGAUUGACCAUGGUUGGGUCACUCCAUUCUUUUAGCCUAGGGGUGUUAUGGCCUAUGAAUUAAUGUUCAUAAAUACAUAUUGUAUUAAUUCUGAUUGUUUAUUGAUUGUUUAUCUUUCUCCAAUUGGGAAAGUUAUUUAUAUGAUUAUACAAUGUGUCAUCUGUAUCAAUGUUGUAUGAUGUAAUUGUUAAAUGCUUAUCCUGAACAUGUAUUAAUGAAAGUACUUGAAGCUUUUUACCUCUAAGUUGGGAGAUGGCAUAACCCAUCUCAAAGUCAGCCAUCUUCUCCUCAUCAUCAGCCUCUUUUGUCUCCAACCUCCAUUGGGACAACACCAUAUUAAUUGUCGCUGACAAUAUUUAAUAUUUCUUCUCUUUAGACAACGUCACAAUGAAGGUCGUCGCCUCAGCACUAACCAUUUCAGAACCCUCAUGUCCAAUUGAUAUAAUUUAGGAUGUAAAUGUAGUAGUGAUAAGUUAUGUAUGACCUUGUAGGAUUAGUAUAGAUAGUUAUAGUUCAGUUAAAUGUUAUUGUUUUGUUAAACUUCUAUGAUUUUAUAGAAGUGCAUGUAUAAGUUGUAAAUAAUAAAGGGAAAAGACAUCCCGAUAUAUACUCGCAUAAAUAAUGAGUAAUAGUUUAGAUUUUCAGACUCUUGUGUGUAGUGAUUGAAUGAGCGUGAUUGCUUUGAUUGUGUAACUGUAUGUUCUGUGAUAUGUUCUCGGUGUUCGUGGUAUGAUUGAUUGUUUGUUUAUGUGAUGUACUUGGUGUGCGUAAUGUUUGUGUGAGUCCUGUGGUAACCGGCAUAAAAGGGGGGAUUAUUUGCAUGGGUACUAAUUAAAGAAAAGUUCCCCGAUAUGCAAUUUUAUAUUAGUCUUCCGCUGCUAUUAUGAGUGACUGUGUGAUUAUUAUAUGAUCCUCACCCCACCCCAAAAAUGCCGGUGCUACAAUUGGUAGCAGAGCGAGGUUGUUGUUUUUAUAAUAUAUUUUUCUAUUUUAUUGUUUUUCUCUUUUGGUUGGUCCUAUUUGUAUUUUUAGUUUGGUUACACGUUCUUGCCUGAUCGUAUGACAUACAACUUUAAUAUUUACUUUAAUAGUGACAUACGAAAUGAUUUACCAACCUAACACAAUGACAUGACCUUGACCCCUUGUUUUGACUGAUAGACUGGUAUGAGAAUAGUAAACUGAUACUUUUAUGGUAUUUAAGUUUACUGCUAAAUUGAUUGAUGCAACUGGUUAUAAGGCUAUCUAAGGUAUAGUAGUCUCAAUUGCCAGGUUUCUUGGUUUUGAGUUUGUUUUUGUUUUGUUUUCUUUGCUAGUAUAUAUGAUAUUACUUCGAUCAUAUUUGGCAAGUUGUUGUUGUUGUCUGCUUCUGUUUUCUUAGGUGCCGGAACCUAUUUGUUGUUUACCUCUUAUAUUUCUUGGUCGCAACAACUCUCUCAGCGUGUUACCUGCAUUUGUUUUCUAUUUGGUAUAUAUUGUUUGUACCAUUACUUUGUUUUUAUUUGGUAUAAGGAUUUGAUUAAUUGUAACAUGUCUCUCGAGGACAGCACUUCCCUUGUCCCUGAUGAGGAAAAACUACUUUCUAGUGCUGACCCUGACACCUUAAGUAAGUUUUUGACAGAGUCUGGACUUACCCUUUCCCAACUCGAAAAAUUGGUGAAAGGGUGUUCAAUAGGUAACCCUCCCCCUGUCCACACCCCUGCCCCUUCCCCCAGCUCCCCUUCCCCGCCACCUGCCCAUAGUCAUGGCAUAGUUAAUGCUCCACGUCUCCCCCGUCUUGGCCUCUUCUCAGGAAAAGAGCCAGUAAAACAAGGCGAGGUAGACUGGGAGACAUUUAAAGAUGUCGCAAUUGAGGUUGCGUCAAUGGCCUCAAUUGACGAGCAAACCAAAAGGCGCGAGAUCGUCACUAGGCUUUGCGGGCCUGCUAAAGACUUCGCUAGGCAAGUUUCCCCAAGCUCCACUGCCCAUGGACUUGUAUCUUUUUUAGACAAUGUUUAUGGCGCAGUGGAGAACAAGUCCCUUCUCCUUAGCGAGUUCAUGUCCAUGGCCCAGGAAAAAGGGGAAAAACCCUCAGACUUCCUUAAGAGGACUCAACUAAAAAUCAACAAGUUGGUGGAGAUAGGAGAGUUUUUACCAGACUCGGCAGACCAGAAACUUUUAGAUAGGUUCAGGAUGGGAUGCCAGGAUGAGUACAUCCUCUCUGUGACCAAUCUCCAUCAACAAAUUGUUGCGCCCCCUUUCCACAGAUUAAUAAGCCUCAUCCGAGAAGCCGAAGCCACUCGUGAUGCAAAAUAUACCCAAAAGCGCACUGUUAAAAGCUAUCCUCAGCAGCUUGGCGCACCCAACCCAUACCACCCUUACCCAUCCCCACCCCCACCACCACCAACACCACCACCACCUCCUCCUACCCCAAUGAUGUAUCAAGGGAACCCCCAAAAGAAAAAUAGACCCCUCAAAAUAGGCAAGGCCCCCUUAAACCCGUAA
Messenger RNA from Strongylocentrotus purpuratus (purple sea urchin), 2714 nucleotides. RefSeq names its product paraneoplastic antigen Ma3 homolog. NCBI's taxonomy places the organism in Eukaryota, Metazoa, Echinodermata, Echinoidea, Camarodonta, Strongylocentrotidae. The record is from RefSeq and is a predicted model, not a curated record. Bases 1761 to 2714 code for a protein of 317 amino acids. The transcript is spliced from 2 exons.